Molecule: messenger RNA, 382 nt
Organism: Vanrija pseudolonga
Lineage: Eukaryota; Fungi; Basidiomycota; Tremellomycetes; Trichosporonales; Trichosporonaceae
Exons: 2
Coding region: 46-375 (109 amino acids)
Source: RefSeq, a predicted model, not a curated record
UCCGCAGCGCGCAGGCGUUCGCUCGAGCUAUGCCCCUUGGCGCGAAUGGACGAGCAGACCAUCCUGGCACGCUACGACGCCUCGCUCGCCCGAAUCCUCGCAGAGCGCGACCUGUCCGUCUUCUACCAGCGCGACACGCCCCUCUUCGACGCCAGCCGCCUGGCGCUCGCGAACGCCGUGUUCGCCGCGUUUGUCGACGCGAUCCCUGACCUCCUGGGCGAUAUGACGCUGGUCAAGAUGUUCCUUGCCGAGGCGUUCGAGUCUAGCGGCGAGAUGCUCGAGCGCGCGCGCGAGCUGGUUAGCGUGCACUUGACGUUCCGCGUCAUUGCGCUCGAGCAGCUGCUGCGCACGCCUGUGGGCGGGGUUGAGGAGUAGGCUCGGG